Molecule: messenger RNA, 1314 nt
Organism: Dentiscutata heterogama
Lineage: Eukaryota; Fungi; Glomeromycota; Glomeromycetes; Diversisporales; Gigasporaceae
Source: the annotation of a GenBank genome assembly
AUGGGCGCUGUUCUCAAAAAACCGUCUUCUGAUUCCGUUCAUACAACGCCCUCAAUAACAUCGCCCACUCUUAGGCGAUCCAUAAAUUCUUUCAUGAGUCUUGACUAUGAUUUCUGUCGUCGAACUUACUGGCUAUGUUCCGAAUGCGGAAAUCCGAGAACUGGUUACAGCUGGUGUCAAUCCUGCGAAGCCAACCGUUUCGAAUCUGAAUUUCCGCAUUGGACUAGCGGUAACAUUGAUAUUGAUGAUUUUAUAAGGCAAUCACAGAAAAAUGCUUAUACUGCUCAAGAUUAUUUGGAAUGGAUACCUUACGAAAGUUUUGUGGAUGUCAAAUAUUUUGCUAGUGGUGGAUAUGGAAAUGUGUACACAGCUUAUUGGAAAGAAGGACCAAGGUGGGCGUGGAAUGAACAAAAGAUGGAGAGGGUAAGAACGGGUCCAAGAAAAGUGGUAUUGAAAAGUUUGGUUAAUUCACAAGAUAUUACAUUGGAUUUUUUGAACGAGUUAGCAUUACACCAUAUCUGUAAUGCAGAUGGUCAUGUAAUAUUCUGUUACGGUGUCUCUCAAGAUCCAAUCACUAAAAACUAUUUACUCGUAAUGGAUUACGCUAAAAGUUUUUACAAACAUGUAAUUAAACCUUCACAACAUAUAUCAUGGAAAAAAAAAUUAGAGAUACUUUACGAUCUUAUAAUAGCCCUUUCUUCGUUACACAACAAAAAUAUAAUUCAUAGAAAUUUUCAUCCGGGUAAUAUAUUUUUGGAUACCAAACAUUCAGGAUUUACUCGUAUUUCAGAUAUAGGUCAAUAUUUUCCGCCGAAUAAAUCUUAUGACAAUAAUGGUAUAUAUGGUGUUUUACCAUAUAUUCCACCUGAAAUAUUAUUAGGAUCUGAUUAUUCGACAGCGUCGGAUAUAUACUGCUUUGGAAUGAUCAUGUGGAGCAUUUCUACUGGAAAACGCCCUUUUGAGGAUAGACCACAUGACCAAACAUUAGCCUUGGAUAUUUGUAAUAAUUUGAGACCUAAAGCUGUAAAAGGAACUCCACCAUCAUAUGUUAAAUUAAUGAAACGAUGUUGGGAUUCGAGUCCAGAUAGACGUCCGGAUUCAACUGUGGUUGCAGAUAUUUUGGAAGACUGGUUAGAUCAAUUAAUGAACGACAAUAAUAAUGAAUCGACGAUUCGGAAAGAGUUCUCGACGGCUGAAGAGCAUAGAAAAAAAGGUAAUGGAUCAGUGCCAUCACCGACGGUACAUCCACUGUCUAUAUAUACGAGUAGAUUAUUGGAGUUUCCAAACUUAAGUGAAGAAUUCAGUAAAUCAUAA